Asterias rubens (European starfish) is the source of this 4686-nucleotide messenger RNA. RefSeq lists its product as uncharacterized. Bases 115 to 4137 code for a protein of 1340 amino acids. The transcript is spliced from 9 exons. The record is from RefSeq and is a predicted model, not a curated record. Lineage: Eukaryota; Metazoa; Echinodermata; Asteroidea; Forcipulatida; Asteriidae.
UAAGCAUUUGUUUUCAGUUGGUAUAGGUCACUCUGCCGGCACUGCUCCGACCGUGCACCGGCAAUGCUCGGCGUAUCGUCUUAACACGGGAAAGCUCCGAACACAGGAACCAAGAUGGUGGUGUCUGUGAUGUUUUAUCCUCUGCUACAUUGCUUAGAGCUGUUUCUUGCAUCGGCAUUGAUAACACAGAUAGCUGUGUCUCUUGCUGCCGUUGUCGUUUCUAGCGUCACCAUCUACUACUGCAGACAACAGCUGGUCUACUGGCACCAGGAGAGAUCCGUAAAGGUGCGUGGAAGAUGGAAAAGUGAUGUUAGCAUUAAGUCAUCCAAGAAGCAGGGAGAUUCUGAUCACUCGGAAUCCUCUGAGAGCGAUGGAAACGACCCGUCAAUGCUGCGAAGAAUACGGGCCGGUCUAAGGAGUAGAUCACACGACCAUCUGAAGACGAGAGCAAGUCGCGAAGGGGCGGGUGAGAGGAGUUUAAAACUAUCACAGAAAGCACAGACGUCAAGAAAAGAGUCUCUUGACAAAGUGCGACCGAAGCUGACGAAGCAGGCGGGUGCUAUGCACCGUUCACACUGGGUAGCCAAGCCGCAACAAAGCCUCUCCUCCACUGGUGGGAGGGUUGACCUCAUUGAACUGGCAGGAAGACGUCGGAGUUCGGAGAGUGAUGCUGACCUACGGGGAGGGGUCACCGUUACGCCCCUUAUAGACGCACACCUUAGCCCAGAGUCAACUGUGUCCACUGAACUGACGGGUGCUCCCGAAACGAUGGGAAAGACCCUCAAACGAUCGCGAGCAACUGCCCGAAUGACCCUCAAGAAACAUCCCCGGUUUUCUUCAUCUGAGUCGUCGUCGUCGGCCUCUCCAUCGUCAUCCUCGGCCGAAUCAGAUGACCUUGUGCACGGUGAAACAGUUGAGAGCACACCCCACUCCAGAAGAGUCCCAUCUAUUCAGGUGGAGCCUAUAGUUGAGGAGAGGAUCGUCCCACCAGGUCGUCUCUGCCAAUCCCACCCGAAGAUAGUGGCCACAUCACCGGGAGAUACCACGAAGGAAACAGAGAUAUCAACGCUGGAGUUCUCACUCGUGAGCGUGGUAACGCAGCAUUAUGAUGACCACAGCCAAGCGUUUCGAGACGGGGACACUGCGAGCGGUCAACCCGUCCACCCAGCCAGUGAACCUCGGUAUCCAAAAGGGAAUGAUGAGACAGAGGACCAUGUAAAAACCGCAGGUAGAGAUAUUACUCGUGAUGGACAAUCCAACACCGCCGAGCAAACAGACUGUUCGCGGGAAGACAUACUUCUACUAGGCUCUGAAACCGCCGCAGAUUCUGCCGACGAACCCCCAAUUAUUGUCUGGGUGAGUCGAGCAUCUGGUGGCAGUCCGCAGAGACCAUUGAUUCUAGAAACCAAAGAAAUUGGUGACGACCUGGAAAGUCCUGUGGACCUUAGUUCCGGAACCGCAGACGCUGCAAACAACAGGGGUGGCAGGAGAAUGGAUAGCCUGGACAUACCUUCUGUUAUUUGCGGGGAGGUGUGCUUCCCACAGGUCAUGCUUUCUGGCACCAAAGAAUUUACACAAAUUACUGUUGACGAAGACCAAAGUCAUGGACAAACCGCUCCUGCCAGGAAAAUCUUAAAAAUCCGACCGAAGAGUCUUGAUAUUCCUCCAAUGCUGCCUGGUCCGUAUUUAGAGAGCGACACGCCGUCCCCGACGGCUGGGGAAGGGCACGGUGUCAAGAGGAAGCACAAUAGUGCAAAGUCAAUCCUAAAGAGGAGUGGCAGCAUUGAGAGGCCAGGCAGGAAAAAAUCAGUCACGUUCUCACCGGAUGUUUCACCUCGUGAGUUCGAGGUGGACCGGUUCUACCACGGAGACCGCGACCGAAGAGACUCACCCUCGAAACGACCUCGCGUAUUCCGCAACUUUAGCAUGGAUGUUCCGGACUCCAGCAUGUGGUCCGAGGAUGACGUAGCCCCGAAGAGCACAUGGUCCAAGGGGGACCCAGAGGAGGAUGAACACCCCGAUGUAUUUUCUCCCGGUGCAGAUUCUUCUAAACUCUCAAGAGCUGAGGGGUGGAUUCACCCAUCUCCCCUUGAGCCUCUUGAGGUGGAGGGAUCCGAUGCAAGAAUGGCAUUUGUGCCCGUCUCCGCACUGGAAUCUGACGAGACCGGACGGAAGAGUGCUAAGGAGCGUUUCCUCGAAGCUGGAGGUGCUAAAGCGGUUCUGUCGGUUCUGUGCACCCAGGAUUCAAGCGAUUCGAGUAAGUUUGCCUCGUCACCUGGAUGCAACAAAGACGUCCUGUCCAAUGAGGGAUCUGAGGAAGAUUCGAUGGAGACUAUGCCUGAUCUGGAUUCAGUGGUAUCACCUGAAAUCGACGAUGACUCCAUAACAGAUGACACCGUCCUGUUCGGAAAGGACGCAGCUACUGAAGAAACUGAGAAUCAAGUCAAAGACCAAACAGACGGCAAGGGUAUCAAGUCACGUUAUUUUGAGUAUGCGGAGGAUAGCGCCGAUCUACACACAUCUCGAUUAUUCGUACAGACAGUUCGAAGCUCACUGGAGUCGGAAUCGUCAGACGAGCAGGACAGAGUGCCCCAGCCAAAACUUACGGGAACACAAGAGGACAAUGUAGAUGAAGUCGAUGAAGAGGAUGAUCAAGCGACUAGUGCUAAAAGCCGGUUCCUGCAAUCUUGCCAAGAAGCCGAUGGAGAUGAGCAAUGUGGAUCACGAUUUGUGGUCUCGGUGGUGCGUCCGUACUCAACGAACGGUCACAAACCCGAAUCGCCACCUCAUGCCAACUCAAGAAACACCUCCAAGGUUGGUGGGUUUCACGAAGCCGAAGACGAGAAAACACUCGACGGUCAACAACUAACGAAUAUUCGGCAACAGAGGUCGUCCUCGCUUUUUGGCAGGUUCACUGUCUCGUUGGUCUCCGAGGAUGACCCAACGCUGGAUGAUAGUGUAACUGCAACUUACCACAGUGUCUCAUAUGCAACAUCGCCAAAAUGUUACAGCAGCUACAGUGAAAACACCGCCGUUGUGAUCGACAACGGUUCCGAGAUGUUGAAAGUGGGUUUUGCGGGAGACGAACAACCGAGGUAUGUAGUGCCGUCCGUGGUGGGUAGACACAUGGGUGAAGUCCAACCUGACACGGCGACAACAAAGAGGGCGGCUUUCAUCGGGUACGAUGCAACCAGAAGAGGAAGUCUGCUCUCAUUGGAAUAUCCCUCGUCAGGAGGACAAAUCCAGAACUGGAGCGACCUAGAGGCAAUAUGGGAGUACGCGUUUAGUUCUUUGAUGGACGUCUCGACGCAAGACCAUCCCGUUAUCAUCAGUGAAUACGCUUCCACAUCAAAGAAACAGAGAGAGAAGUAUCUGGAGAUUUUCUUCGAGAGACUUCAAGUGCCUUGCCUCUGUCUUGCCAACCAGGGUGCCUUAGCCUUGCAUGCUCAGGGUAAUACGUCAGGGAUCGUACUGACCAGCGGUGGAGGUUUGACUGAGGUGACGCCGGUACUUGAUGGAUGCACAUUGCAGUAUGCUGUCACAACGCUUGAGGUUGCCGGAAGAAACGUCACAAAUCACCUGGGUCAUUUGCUCCAAUCAAAAAGAGGCUACACUAUGACGUCAACGGCCCAGUUGGAAACCCUCCAGGUCAUCAAAGAAACAAUGGCUUACGUUUCUAUGGAUAUUAAUCGAGAAACUGAGAAUGUGAAAGACAAGGAUCCAUUGGAAUACAAAUUACCAGAUGGGAGCUCAAUGACCGUAGGACAUGAGGAGCUGUUUCAAUGCUCUGAGCCACUCUUCCAGCCUCACCUUGGUGGUAUACGCAAUCAGUCUGGUAUACACGAUAUGAUACAAGAUACACUCAAAAGGUGCGACCCAACAUUUCUUGCUGGCAUCAACAAGUCCAUUCUCCUUGCCGGAGGAAACACACAGCUUCAAGGCUUCGGAGAUCGUCUUCAGUUUGAGCUGGCCUCUGCCCAUCUCCCCUGGUCGGUAUCAAUGCCCGAAGAGCGUACUAACAGCGUCUGGAUAGGCGGGUCGGUCCUCGCUGCUCACGGCAACUUCUACCAGCGAUGCAUCACCCUGAAUGAAUACACCGAGCACGGGGCGAGCAUUGUGCACAGAAAAUGUUUCUAAGAAAUGAAACCAAAAACAACAUUAUUUCGAAAUUGACGAUUGUUUUAUUGUAGGGAAGGUUUCAUGUACACUAGAGAAUUGGCAAGGUAUUUAAAUGAUUCAACACAUGGUAACUUAUAGGCUACAAGCACAGACAGUCACCGCGAAUUUUCAAAAGAAAACAAAUGAUACGAUUAUAGACUUUAGAUUUAAGAUCUUUGCAAAACUGAAGAUUAAAGUUUUUGCAGACACUGGAUAUUAAUAUUUAUUGCAAGCUAUCCAUUCGCUAUAGCUAAAAAGUAAAACACUUAAGAGGUGAGCGAAAAACGAGCAAUAGUUGUACUUUAUAUUAUAAGUUUUACGCAAAAACAAACAAACAAACAAACAAACAAACAAACAAACAAACAAACAAACAAACAAACAAACAAACAAACAAACAAACAAACAAACAAACAAACAAACAACAACAAGAGUUUCUGACAUUUUGUCUCAGUUUAAGUGAAUCUUAGCUACAGAUUGUUCUGUAAUUGUGUUUUUAUAUUCUUUAUUCUGUUUAAUUAUUUUUCCAUU